Lasiosphaeria miniovina is the source of this 894-nucleotide messenger RNA. RefSeq lists its product as uncharacterized. The transcript is spliced from 2 exons. The record is from RefSeq and is a predicted model, not a curated record. Gene Ontology annotation, molecular function: protein binding. Lineage: Eukaryota; Fungi; Ascomycota; Sordariomycetes; Sordariales; Lasiosphaeriaceae. The annotation marks the transcript as partial.
CCAUCUGAAGAGCAAGCUUCAGAACCGCCAUUCGAUGCUGCGAAAAGCUGUAGGCCUCCGGCUACCGCCUUUCGAUCACCUCCCUCACCUAUCGCCGCCGUACGCGUUGGCUUCGUAAACGCUACUAUGGGUUAUGGCCUCUUCGCCGCGCGGGAUAUCAGACAAAACGAGGCAAUUUUACACGAGGCACCAUUCAUGACUGCCUACUUCGAUGAGAGAUUUCCCGACGACAUGACCAAUACGGCCAGCCAGCGUGGCGCCUACAUGGAAUCUUUCCACGCACACCGCAGCAAUCUUAUCGCCGCGUUUCCCCGGCUGGCUGCCAGACACGGCUAUGGGCCGCUCGACUACGCACAAGCCGACACCUGUUUAAGUAACCUAACCACCCAUCUCCGCCACGGCCAAUGCGAUCCGUCGACUGUCACUCAAGCAGAAUACGAAGCCUUUACCAACACAAUCAUCCCAACGAAGACGGUAGUUGGUUCAGACGGCAACGCCUGCAGGGAGUUCUUCCGGGACUACGCCUUCAAGGUGCAGCCUAAACACAGCUCGACGCAAGCGGCGGCGGGAGCAGCAGCCUCCGAUCAGGCGGGCGCUUUCAAGCAGGAAGCCUGCGUGUACCUCCUCGGAUCGCUCAUCAACCACCGCUGCCGGCCGUUCCCGAACAAGAACAAGCCGGCCAGCAUCGGCGUGGACGCCAAAUACGGCGGUCCCCAGGGCCCCAACUGCGAGUGGCGAAUCGGCCCCUCGGCUCUCACGCGGUUUGCCCAGGAAAAGCACAUCGUCGUGGACGCCCUGCGGGACAUCCGCAAAGGCGAGGAGCUGACGUGGGACUACCACAAGAAGGUGCUAGGCUUCAUCUGCCAGUGCGACAUCUGCCAGGAGUCCUUCAUG